Centropristis striata (black sea bass) is the source of this 1865-nucleotide messenger RNA. Its product is annotated as EF-hand domain-containing protein 1-like. Gene Ontology annotation, biological process: cilium-dependent cell motility; mitotic spindle organization; mitotic cytokinesis. NCBI's taxonomy places the organism in Eukaryota, Metazoa, Chordata, Actinopteri, Perciformes, Serranidae. Gene Ontology annotation, cellular component: mitotic spindle; axoneme. The coding region runs from base 69 to 1748 and encodes 559 amino acids. The transcript is spliced from 9 exons. Gene Ontology annotation, molecular function: alpha-tubulin binding. The record is from RefSeq and is a predicted model, not a curated record.
UGUGAUGGAACUUCAGACCGUAGCAACAGUUAAAGUGAAAUAUCAUCUUGGUGAGUUAAGAAAGCAAAAUGAUAAUUAAAGAAAUGUCUUGGAACAAUGGACUUCCAUUUUUACCUGGAUACAGCUUCCCUGAUGUAACGAAGUCAGCGUUCCAUCGUUCCCAGACUCUGGUAUAUAAGGAUGGUUAUGCUGUGGCCCGUAGGCCCACUGCGGGCAUUGGACAAGAUCCUCUUUUAUCAGAGCAGUUGAUCCAGCAGGAGAUCAAUGAGUUGUCCUUUGACACACCCGAUUUGAUAUAUGGUUCCUCGGAACAGGGCGUAGUGGAAGAAUUCAUCCCAGCUUAUGUGGCCUUUGACAAGAAGGUGCUGUGCUUCCGUGCAUACUUUCAGGAGAAGAUCCUGUUUUCCACUGAAGACGAGUGCCGCGUGCGCCCUGUGGUCAUUUUUUACUAUCUUGAGGAUGACAGCAUGUGCAUAAUAGAGCCUGCAUGGGAAAAUUCUGGGUUACAUCAGGGGACACGGCUCAAACGCCAUCGUCUGCCCAAGAAUGAACAUGGCGAGCAUUACCAGUGGAAAGACCUCAAUAUUGGAAUGGACCUAACGGUGUACGGGGUCACGUACCGAAUCACACAGUGUGAUGCUUUUACAAAGGAAUUCCUGGAAAGUGAGGGCAUUGUACUCAACAACUCUGAGCAGAUGCCUGUGGAUCCUUACAUCAAACGUCGCCAAAACCCUCAGCCUUCCUUCACCACCGACUCCACAGCCUCGAAGUUUAUUGACAGCAGUCACCAGUUUCUGAUGAUGGAUGGGAAGGUGCUAUGUUUCCUUGCACUGUGGUACGAUGCUGACGGUCUGAUCGGGCAAACCAGGCCUGUUUCCAUUCAUUAUUACUUGGGGAACGACACUGUGGAGAUCAGACUGGUCCCUGAACCCAGAAAAGGCAUGGAUCCCUCCUAUAUCCUGAUGCGCUUAAAAAAGCCGCCCAAGAAACUCAAAGCUGGGAGUUUUCCUAGCUGUGUGCUGGAGGUUUCAGCAGCCGAAGUAGAUGAGUACUUUUCCCCCAAAGACUUCCAGACGGGUCGGAUGGUGACUCUGCUGGGCCGUCGCUUUCUGCUGUACGACUGUGAUGGCUUCACUAAAGAGUAUUACGAAGAGAACUACCCUGACAUGGAGCAGAAACCCACAGAGAUACCAAAAAAGACUGAGCUGUCUCAGGAGAGGAAGAAGGAAGUGCCUCCAUACAAUGGAUAUGGUUCCCUUGAAGACUCCCUUCAGAAUUGUUUGUCUUUAAUUCCGAACCGUCCCAACAAGGAUGUGCGAAAGAUGCUAGAAAAUGCCGGGAAAGUCUUGAAUUACAGCGCCAGGCUGGACUCCCAGUAUCCUGAAGAUGAGGGCCGACGUUUCCUUCUCUCCUACUUCCUGUCCGAUGACACAAUCAGGAUUUUUGAAAAGCGUGCUAAUAACUCUGGUUUCAUCGGUGGCAAGUUUCUGGAGAAGACUCGCAUCCCGAAGCCGAGUUCUACAGCGGACAGUCCUCAGUUCUAUUCACCUGCAGACUUUGCUAUUGGGGCCACAGUGGAGGUUUUUAGCCACCGAUUUGUGUUGACCGAUGCUGAUCACAAUGCGCUGACAUACCUGAAGUCCAACGCAAGCCAGAUGGAUUCUAUGCACCAGAAGCUCGGUGUCGGUACAGCUCACAACGAGCCAGCUGACCAAAAUGGUAAAAAUCAAUUCAAGUCACAACUGUGACAUGUCAAACUUUGAAGUUAAUUUAAGUGAAUCAUCUGUCAAGUUUCACACUUCCUGGAUACCUCUGUGUUGUAAAGCAAUAAAGACAUUGCAACAUUAAAAAGUCAUCACUUUUUU